Oryzias melastigma (Indian medaka) is the source of this 1150-nucleotide messenger RNA. RefSeq names its product VIP36-like protein. Gene Ontology annotation, cellular component: endoplasmic reticulum-Golgi intermediate compartment; Golgi membrane; endoplasmic reticulum membrane. The transcript has 8 exons. The coding region runs from base 13 to 1095 and encodes 360 amino acids. Gene Ontology annotation, biological process: endoplasmic reticulum organization; endoplasmic reticulum to Golgi vesicle-mediated transport; Golgi organization. Gene Ontology annotation, molecular function: D-mannose binding. NCBI's taxonomy places the organism in Eukaryota, Metazoa, Chordata, Actinopteri, Beloniformes, Adrianichthyidae. The record is from RefSeq and is a predicted model, not a curated record.
ACAUGACAAACUAUGAAGAGGCAGUUAAAGAUGGCCGCCACCGUCAGCAGUUUGAAAGUUACAAGCUUGCGCCGCUUAUGUCCCGUGUUUUGUUUAAAAAACGGGUAUUUUUUAGUAUUCCUGCUUGUAACCAUUUGUAAUUUUCAGCGCUUCUCAGCAGCAGCAGAUGAACAUGACUUUACGGAGGACUUUUUUAAGAAGGAGUAUUCUCUGGCCAAACCAUACAGCGGGCUGGGAUUCUCUAGUUUUUCACAGUGGGACCUCAUGGGAACUGCCAUGGUGACACCCGAUUACGUCCGGUUGACCCCUGACCUGCAGAGCAGACAGGGAGCUGUGUGGAGCCGUGUUCCUCUUAUUUUGAAGGAUUGGGAACUCAAGGUGCACUUUAAAAUCCACGGCCAGGGGAAAAAGAACCUAAAUGGUGAUGGACUGGCCAUUUGGUUGACUAAAGACCGUAUGAAUAACGGAGCUGUGUUUGGAAACAUGAAUCAGUUCACUGGACUGGGAGUUUUUCUGGACACCUACCCCAACGCUGAAAAGAGCCAUGAUAGGAGUUUUCCAUACGUAUCCGUGAUGCUCGGGAAUGGGAGCCUGGUCUACGACCACGACCAGGACGGCCGUCCUACUGAACUGGGCGGAUGUUCAGCUCUGGUGCGGAACUCGGUUCAUGACACGUUCCUCCUCGUCAGAUACUCCACAAAAAGACUGACGGUCAUGGUUGACGUCGAUGGUAAAGGCGAAUGGAGAACAUGCACCGACAUCACAGGACUGCGCCUUCCAAGCGGUUACUACUUUGGAGCCUCCUCUGCGACAGGAGAGCUGUCAGAUAAUCAUGACAUCAUCUCCAUGAAGUUAUACCAGCUGACCAAUGAGCCGACUUCUGAGGAAGCUGAAGAGGAGGAGGAGGUCACCAUUCCGAGAGUCGACAACAUGGAACAAUUUCAAGUAAAAGUGGAAGAAGGAGGAGAAGGAAUGAGCGGACUGCAGCUUUUCUUCACCCUCCUCUUCUCCAUCAUGGGUCUGGGCGUGCUGGGCGUCGUGGCGAUGAUCCUUUACAGCCGCUGGAAGGAAAACAAGCGCAAACGUUUCUAUUGACGACGGGCAGGUUCUCAGAGUCUGGACUCACAAUAAACACUGAUGUGUCUCUGAA